This is a messenger RNA of Drosophila sechellia, 3318 nucleotides long. Its product is annotated as transmembrane protease serine 9. Bases 831 to 3287 code for a protein of 818 amino acids. Gene Ontology annotation, molecular function: serine-type endopeptidase activity. Gene Ontology annotation, biological process: proteolysis. The transcript has 12 exons. Lineage: Eukaryota; Metazoa; Arthropoda; Insecta; Diptera; Drosophilidae. The record is from RefSeq and is a predicted model, not a curated record.
AGCUUUGCAAUCCGAAUCCGGACAUUUACUGCCUGGGCUGCUUGUAAACAAAGUCGAAACCACACCCGCACUGAAGCCCGUGUCCUGGCCACGUUGCCAUGGCUCCUGGUCGGGUGUUUGACCCCGUUUUUUGGCCACCCUGACAGCCACCCUCUUCCGCAAAGGGUAACGCGCCCCCAAAAAAUACCUGUUUUGGGACCUGUUCUAUUGUGAAACUAUUCACCACUCAUAAUAUGUUGAAAAAAGACACUAAGAAAUGUGACUAAUUAUUUCAACGGGUAUCUAAUAGUCGAGUCACUGGACACUGGAUAAUAUAAAUGUAAAUGUGUAGACAAUUCAAACAAUUACAAAUAAUUAUCAUGUGGUUUUUUCUUAAGUUUCUAUUUGGUCAGUUUUAAAAUAUUUAAAUUUCAUACUCGCUUUCAUACGGACAGACCGACGGACGGACCAGGGAUCCUGAUCAAGAAUAAAUAUUGAAAACGCUUCUUUCUACCUGUUAAAUUCUUUUCGAAUGUAAAUUUUAUUGAAUCUACUAUACCCUCUAACUUUCCAAGCAACGGGUAUAAUAACUUAUACUCAAAUAAAUGCACAUAUGUACAUAUAAAUUAAAUUUAAUUCUUCUAAAACGCUGAGAACUAGCUAAAUGUAUGCCUGACCUUGAUCCUUGAUUUUGACAAAAAAUAUUGUUUACCUAUAAAAAUAAGAGUAUUCAGACAUUGUGUUUCCUCGACAAAGAAUUAUGAAUUGUAGAGAUAAGGCUUUUAACAAUUUAAUGUACCUAUAAAAACGAUCCACGGUCAGCUCGGGCAGUUUGCUGACAGAUCGUACAGAUGUGGGGCGCUAUUGCAGCGAUCACAGCUCUGGCCAUUGGAGUCCUCUGUUCUCUGGGCAAUGGAGAGUACUUGGAACCAAGAUGCGGGCUUACUGCUAAUACACUCUCUUUUAAAAUAACCGGUGGCAGAGAUGCGAUCAUAAACUCAAAUCCCUGGAUGGCCUACAUCCAUACCUCCACCAAAUUAAUCUGCGGAGGAACUCUCAUUACCCAGCGGUUUGUCCUGACAGCAGCGCAUUGUGUUAACGAAGGAAAUGCGAUAAAGGUGCGACUAGGUGAGUACGAUGAUACCACGACAGAGGACUGCGACGGAAACAUCUGCAUCCCAAGGGCUGAGGAGCACGACGUGGACAUGGCCAUCCGGCAUGGAAAGUUCUCCGAGAGCAGAAACCUGAACGACAUCGCGCUGAUUCGCUUGGCCAGUUUUGUGACUUUCAAAGCUCACAUCUCGCCCAUCUGCAUCAUUUUGGAUACCUCUAAGAGGAAAGUAGUCGAUAGCAUGCAGUGGUUUAUUGCCACCGGCUGGGGCGAGACUAAAACAAACAGGACACGAGGUACUCUGCAGAUCACCCAACUAAAGCGCUAUGAUCCAUUCUAUUGCUGGCAAGCCCUUGGCAGGCCUGUGCAGCAGAACCAAUUUUGCGCCGGACACCUUGGAUCCGAUACGUGCAACGGAGACUCCGGCGGUCCGCUCUUCCAGACUGUGAGUCACAUGCACAAGAAGCGUCCCGUGCAAUUCGGAGUCGUCAGCUACGGCAGCAGCGAGUGCUCCGGAAUCGGGGUCUACACGGAUGUGUACAGCUACACCGAUUGGAUCGCAACCGUGGUGCAGCAGAACACCCAUGUGCCCGCACCCAUAAUGUCAGAGCAAGGGGCCGCCAACUUCUUGAUUCCGUCCUGCGGAGUAUCCUAUGAGUCCAGUGUGGCCACUAGAAUAGUUCGCGGCAAGGAAGCCAUGCUGAAAUCGGCUCCAUUUAUGGCCUAUUUGUACUACAGCUCCGAGAUCCACUGUGGCGGAACGAUCAUCUCGAAAUACAUUCUAACUGCAGCUCACUGUAUGAGGCCCUAUCUAAAGGUGCGAUUGGGGGAACACGAUAUUACCAGAAAUCCCGACUGCCAGGGCGGAUCUUGUUCUCCCCCUGCCGAAGAAUUCGACAUCGUUAUGGCCACGAAGUACAAGCACUUCGAUCGCUCUCUGGCCAAUGAUAUUGCUCUGCUCAAGCUGAACAGGAACAUUCGCUUUAAUGUCCACAUACAACCGAUCUGCCUGAUUCUCAAUCCGGCAUCAGCGCCCUAUGUGCACGAAUUCCAGGCAUUCGGAUGGGGCCAAACCGAAACCAAUCACUCCGCCAAUGUGCUGCAGACCACGGAUCUCACCCGCUACGACAACCGCCACUGCCGCUCGGUGCUGUCCAUGCCAAUCACAAAUAAUCAGCUUUGCGUCGGAUUUCAGGGAUCGGACACCUGCUCCGGCGACUCUGGCGGACCUCUGGUCACCAAGGUGAACUACGACGGAGUUUGGCGCUACUUGCAGUUGGGUAUCGUGAGCUUUGGCGACGACAAGUGCCAAAGUCCGGGAGUGUAUACUUCAGUAGGCAUAGAACAGUCACACGAAAUGAAGACAUCUCCGGCUUGGGUUGUCAUCGCCAUCUGCCUGAUCCUCCAGCAGAGGAUGGUGGACGCACAGUUCCUAAACCCGCUGUGCGGGGUUACAUAUGAAUCCCCAACGUCCAUGAGGAUCGUGAACGGGAAGGAAGCUGUGAUUAGAUCAGCACCGUUCAUGGUCUAUGUGACCAACAAUUCAACAGCGCAUUGUGGAGGAUCGAUCCUAAACUCAAGAUACAUACUUACUGCCGCCCAUUGCGUUUUUCCCAAUCUGAGAUUGCGACUGGGGGAACACAAUAUAAGAACGGAUCCCGACUGCCAGGGAUCGAAUUGCUCUCCCCGUUCGGAGGAGUAUGGCAUCAUGAACGCAAUAACCCAUCGAUAUUAUAACCCUGCCACCCAAGUCAACGACAUAGCUCUCCUGAAAGUGGACAGGAGUAUUAAUUUCAAUGUUCAUAUCCAGCCCAUUUGCAUACUCCUAAAUCCCGUUAGUGCGCCCAGUGUGGCUACAUAUCAGGCCUUCGGCUGGGGACAGACCAAAAAAAAUGGGUUUCCCCAUUUGUUGCAGACCACGGAACUUAGGGCAUACGAAGCCGCUUACUGCAGCCGGAGUUUACGUGCGUAUAUGACCGGAAACCAGAUUUGCGCCGGCCAUGAGGAACGGGAUACCUGUGCCGGCGACUCCGGCGGACCUCUGGUGACCAGGGUCGAUUUCGACGGAGUCAAACGCUACCUGCAGCUGGGCAUCGUGAGCUAUGGCCCCACGGAUUGCCAAAGCCCCGGAGUCUAUACAUAUGUGCCAAAUUACAUUAAUUGGAUUCGGAGGGCAAUGCUUAUUAAUGGAAAUUAAAUGCAUUUUAAGAAUAAAAGACGUAUUUAUU